This is a messenger RNA of Trametes versicolor FP-101664 SS1, 1201 nucleotides long. RefSeq lists its product as uncharacterized. The transcript is spliced from 4 exons. Lineage: Eukaryota; Fungi; Basidiomycota; Agaricomycetes; Polyporales; Polyporaceae. Bases 1 to 1140 code for a protein of 379 amino acids. The record is from RefSeq and is a predicted model, not a curated record.
AUGUAUCACGACCUCGAUGGCGACCUCAUGCGCGCAUGGACGAUCUUGAACGAACUUUCCGAGCAAAAUGCCAUGAACCAGAGGCUAGCCGUAACGCUCGCCGAGCAGGCCCACUCACUCAAAAAUGAGGCUAAGACCCUCGCGACCGGCAUCACGCUGCGAAGGGUGAACACGGACAUAUCCAAAGAGACGUUCGAGUCCGAACUAGAGCGACAGAACGCGCACAUCAUCAUAGAGAACCACACACUACUACAGGAGAACAAGCAGUUUUCUGCGUUGCUAGAGGAAUACGAGCAGACCAUGGAGACCGUUAUGUCAAAAUUCCGUGCACACUCAUCUGCCGCACAACAACACGAACUGUCGCUCACGCGACAUUACGAGGCCCUCAUGCAGUCCCUAGAUAGCUCCCUCGCCUCAACCGACCUCUCCCAUAACACCACCACGACACUGUCCCUCCACCGACUCGCACAAACACUUCGCGUCCUCCUACAGUCUCUGAACGGCGAGCCUUCCGAACUACAUCCACCACCCGACGAACCUACCUCCGCUAUCGCUGCCCCAUCCGACCCACUCGCCACGCUCCUCGACGCACGCGACGACUGGGCCCUCGAGCGCGAAACCGAAAUUUCGCGCCUAGAACGCGAAAACGAAGAACUCCGCCGCGCACUCGGCAUCGACCGCGCCUCCGCCGAGGCGAACGGCUGGCUCGCAGACGAGGCGCGCGAGCUCACCUUCCGGCGGUACAUCCCGACGACCUACCCGGGCCAGUACCGCACCGGCAGCCCCGCGGGCAUGCAGCGCCAGGGCAUCCCCGCGUUCGACGGCAUGGGCAUGAACAUGAACAUGAGCAUGAACAUGAUGGGCGGCGGCGGCGGCCCGAACCAGGGCCAGGGCGGCCAGGGCCCGAUGCCCAUGCAGCAGGGCCCCGGGCAGGGGCCGGGGGGCGUGCCGAUGGUUAUGCAGGGGCCUGGGAUGGGGCAGCCGGGCAUGCGGGGGGCGCAGGGGCGGCGGCCGGCGAUGUUUGGAAGGGGGAGGGGGUCGGGUGGGCAGCCGCCUUGGGAGGUCGUGACCCUGAAUGGGCCGCCGCAGGACAGGCCAUGGCAGAUGCAGGGCGGGGGCGGGUUCGAUCUUGGCCGUUGAGGCCUGUGGGCUCGUUGUGUCUUGUACUUUGUUUCGCUUUCGAGGAUGUUUAUAUAUUCGC